Messenger RNA from Panonychus citri (citrus red mite), 3783 nucleotides. RefSeq lists its product as uncharacterized. The record is from RefSeq and is a predicted model, not a curated record. Lineage: Eukaryota; Metazoa; Arthropoda; Arachnida; Trombidiformes; Tetranychidae. Gene Ontology annotation, molecular function: protein binding.
GGUCUUGUUGUUGUUUAGUUGUUUUCACAUUUAAAGCUCAACUUUUUGUUGCUUUGUUGUGAUUUUAAUUUUCCUUGUGUCACAAUUUAAAUGUUGAUCCUCAAUUGGAAGAUUAAUUGUUGAUUAAAUUGUUACUUGUGUGAGUUUAACUCGGUUCCUUUACUCAUCCAAUCUCUUUCCAAUUGCAUCAUUUUUGUUUUCAUCUUUUCUUUGUUGAAAGUUUUUUUUGUUGAUUAUGAACUCAAAGGAUAAUAAUGUUUCUUGUGAAUUUAUCUGUGAAUGGUUUGAUUUCCUGAGAAUUUGGAUUAAUCAUGAUUCUGAUGAUCAUGAUGAUGAAGAUGAUGCUGGUUGUUGUCAGGGUGUUGUUGAUUUCAGGAUAAAUAAUACCAAAAGUGACCAGGAUAAUGAUGAAGGAGAAACUUGUUGUAAUCUGACCAAUGGUUAUCAACAUGAUGGUGGACAUGAUGAGAGUCCAAGAGUGACCAAUGUUUCCUGUUUUAAUUGUGAUGAUAAUUUCCUCUACUUUGGUACAAAUACCGGGUGGAUUUAUUGUUUCCCUCGUGGGGAAAAACAGGCCAAAGGUCCGCUUUUUGAACGUCACCCAGUUAAAUGUCAAAUCAUCGGCAUCGACUUGCCCGAUGAAAACGUUGUCUCACUUUUACUACCUCAUGGAUUCAUCAUGUUCAAUUUUGUCCGAAAUGAGAUAAUCUAUUCCUGGUCAAUUCCAAGAUCCAGUGAUGAAUCAAAUCCUCUUCCUUCAAUGGUCACUUCUAAGUGUAUCUAUGAUAAUACUCGACAUCGAUAUCAUGUUUUCACCGGUGAUUCUAUUGGUACAAUUAGAUGUCACAAUGUUAUCGAAGAUGAAACAAUGACCAUAUUCAGUGAAGAUAAACAGGAAGAUGACCAUGACCAUACAAUCGUACAAAUUGAUGUUUACAGUCCUGAUCUACUUUUGGUCUCUAGUUGUUUCCGAUCACUUAUCCUUUGGAAAAGUUUAUCCGAUUCUUGGUCAAUCAUUCAGAUUGGUCGAAAUGUUAGAAAAGUUUGUGGUCAGUAUGGGGCAGUUUUCCAUCGAGAGGGUAACACCGUGAUCGCCUCUCGUCCAUCAAUGCACCUGAUUAAGGCCAAUACAACCGAUGGAAGUGUCGUUCAAACAUUUAAACUGAAAAAUGUUGUCCCAUUGAAAACAUUGAAUCUCUUUAAGGAACCGGUCACUCCAGAGGAAAAUCAUUUACCCUACAGAUCAACAAUGACCACAACAACAACGACAACAAACCAAACAACACCUUCAUCAACAACGACAACACCAAACUUAUCACCCGCUCCAUCAACUUUAUCCUUAAAUUGUAACAAUUUAUUCAACUUUGGUCAUCUGAUGCCGAUACAGAUUAACGAUGAGGAUUACAUUUGCUCAUGGAAUUCACAUUCAUUGUUGAUCAUCAAAAUGGACGGCACUUUGCUGGUCAAGGAAUAUUCAUCGGUCAAGAUAAUCGAUGCCAAUGUUUCCCGAACUCCAGGUUAUCGGGAUGUUAUUAUUUUACGUGAAGAUUGGACUUUGUUUCGAAUCCGUUUUCUGAUCAAAAAAGAGUUCGUCAAAUCAAAGGCCACUGAUUAUGGUUUAGGUGAAGUUCUGAAAGGUACACUUGGUAUUCAGAAUUUAACUAAUCUUCCAACUCAAGCUCUUAAUUCACUUGAAGGGGAAAUUAAAAAGAUUUACUCGCUAAUGUCCGAUAAGAUUUACGAAGGUACAGAGAAACUGUUGAACUAUACGACCUUCGAUCAGCUGAAUGUUCUUCGUCGAAAUAGUUCAGUGGAAAAUGAAAAUUCGGAGAGAGAUGAACUUUCUGGUAAAACAAGUUCAUUGGAAUCAUCUGAAAAUGAUCAAGAGGCUGAAGGUAAAAACGAAGAUGAAAGUUUGUUCAAAUCAACGAGUCCUCUUUAUAUCCAUGAGAAAUUAUCGAGAAAAAGUUCAGUCAACUCUCGAUUCAAAGUUGAUUCUGGCGAGGAAAAUAUUCUAUUCUCAAGAGAUUCUCAUGUUCGAUCAUCAUCAAUUUCGAAGGAGGUAAUCGCAGACUCACAAUCGACGAAAGAUGAUAAUCAAGUUACGAACGAAUGUUGUUUCGACAAUUGUGAUUCUCCCCAAGAUGAACCUUUAACUAGUCCAAUGAAAGUAAACAAUUCUGACGAUGAUGAGACAAUUGAACCAAAUCAACAAUCAACAAGGAAAAGUUUGGCCUCCGAAGUAUUUACUCUUGAUGGCCUAGAAUUGACCAAAAAGUUUAAUCAAUCAAGUGGAUCUUCUUAUGCAUCCGAAAUCAAGACUGAUAUGAUUCGCGAAGGUGACAUAAUAUUCAAUAAUAUUGGAUUUUUGGACAAAAACGAUCAUCUUGAAAGUCGACACUUAUUGGACUGUAUCGAUUCUGGUCCGAAAAUGUUGAUCGAUAAUUUUUCACCGGAUGAAACAAAUUCUGUUCAGGAAUCAACUGAGAGAUCAGAUGAAACGGAUUCGCAAUCAAAUAUUAUCGAAGUAAAUUGUCUUCCAAUUCGUGAAGUCCGACCAAUUAAACAUGUCGACUGGCAAAGGGCAAUUGAAAGUACUCAUAAUUCAGACCAAUUUGAGAUCAAUCGUUUCUGUGCCUCCGGUUAUUCCGAUGUGGAAACUUCGGCCUACGUUUGGUUAUCUUGUAUUUCAAAGGGUCGACCUAAGCUCGUUUAUUAUCCCUACUUUGAAUCGCUUCGUCUUCCACCGGGUAACAAUAAAAGCUUCACCGUUGGUGCUAAUAGGAAUAAAAUUUAUCUACUCAACGAAGAUAAUGAACUUUGGUUCCGUGAGGGUGUUGACGAACCAGGAUUAGCAAUAGCUCCAAUUUUAAGCACUUUAGCUACAAGAUGGACGAAAAUUAGUAAACCAAAAUCAACGAUCAACUUUCACAAUUUUUCCCUCUGUUCAUCAGAUCAACUUGGUUGGUUUUGCGACACUAACGGCGAUGUCUGGUUAAACAAACUGCUAACGGGAUCUUGGAGUAAAAUUCACCACGAUUCUGAUAAUCGUUUCCAUGUUGAUAAUGUUCAAAUUUGUCCAACAGAUUCAUCAAUGGUUUGGUGCAUCGAUAAUAGAAAUCAACUGUUCGUGAGAGCGGGUAUAUUUAACACUCGAGGAGAUGCCGAUGAACAUAUCGGUGGAAUGGCCUGGUUACCCGUACACACCCCGGUUGAAGUGACCUCAAUCACUGUCGCUAAUAAUAGUGUUUGGAUUCUUAGUAGUCAAAGUAAUCGUAUCUUCAAACGGAUCGGUAUUCAACCUCCGUCCAGUUACGUUGGUACUGAUUGGCAAGAAAUUAGAUCUCCCACCUUGAUUAAAGAUUCACUAAAGGAUAUCUCAGCUUCGCUAAAUGGUGAUAUUUGGUUACUUACUCAACAAGGUUCAAUUUGGCAACUCUGUGAUUCUUAAUCAACUUGAUUGUCUUUAAUUCAAUUGGAUUAGUUACUUAAUUAAGGUACAAAUUAUUUCGUCCCUUCGACAAUAGGCCACUUAAUAUAUCUGCUUAAAUCGAUGCCAUUAAUUGACAAUUUUUGUUAAGCUCGAUCUCAAUUCAAGAGAAAUUAAUUGUUCAACAAUUUCUUUAUUGUCUUUAUAUAUACAAUAGAUUUUUUUUCCUUCACAAUUUGUUAAUUGCUCUCAAAUUGUGUCCUCUAUUUUUUCAUAGUACAUGACUAACUUUUUGAUAUAUCGAUCUCUCAAUAGUAAAUUGAAAAUUAAAUGAAUCAUUUACGAUCAAUUGA